This is a messenger RNA of Racocetra persica, 264 nucleotides long. NCBI's taxonomy places the organism in Eukaryota, Fungi, Glomeromycota, Glomeromycetes, Diversisporales, Gigasporaceae. The record is from the annotation of a GenBank genome assembly.
UACAACCAACUAAGUGAUGAUCAACUAAAUAACGAUCAACUAAGUGACGACCAACUUAGUACAGUUGCUACUAUGAUUGCUAGAUCUAGUUGUUCUUACAUAGAAGAUGUAGAUAUUAGUGAUGAUGAAGUAGGUACAAAUGAAGUGAAUAUAAAUAAUGAUGAAAAGGAUAUAAAUAAGGCUUUUAAUGAAGAGUUUGAAAAAUCUGAAGUUAGAUUAGAAAAAAAUUCCCUGGAAGACCUAAUCUAUAAACUCUUUCAGCAG